Messenger RNA from Plectropomus leopardus (leopard coralgrouper), 2468 nucleotides. The record is from RefSeq and is a predicted model, not a curated record. NCBI's taxonomy places the organism in Eukaryota, Metazoa, Chordata, Actinopteri, Perciformes, Serranidae.
UGCCAAACGCGUUCAUGAUACAUCGCUUGAACUGAACUCCAAGAGGAACCCUUUGCUCCUGUGCAGAACCAGACUUUUCAUAUAAAGAAGUUUUUAUAACACAGGAGGACGCUGAGUGUUCACAUUCGGAGCUGUAAUUUUUUUUUUUUUUUUUUAAACAACGGCUCAAGAACUUUGUGAUAAAAUGAUGAAACCGACCACUUUAAGAGGGAUGUUUUGUUUCUCCCUCGUGCUUUUCUCCUGCCUCGCCGUCUCCACGCUCACCAUCACGACGGAGAGACGCGCCGUCGACAGCGACGUCAGGACUCUGAGCGGCGGCAGUAGCUAUGCUGCGGCCGGUAAAAGGAGCACCACCUUGUACCUCCUGACGGGCUACAAGCCACCACUGCCACCGCUUAACGGCGGGCCCAAAGUGGCGCCAAAAGCCGCCGAGGUGGAGGACGGAGACGAUCCACCGGUUAUGGCUGAGCUCCCUCCAAAGCCCCUCCCUCAGACCAUGUUGCCAAGGAACAUGACGGCCGACGCCCUGAAGCCUCCGCUCGGCGCAGCUCAGGUUGCUCCGCCGCCCAGACAGCUGGUGGAUGUGGACGUUUGCAGGGGUUACUUUGACGUGAUGGGACACUUUGACAGCACCUUUAACUGCUCCAAGGGCAGCUACAUCUACUGCUGCGGGACCUGCCACUACCGGUUCUGCUGCGAGCACCAGAGGAACCGACUGGACCAGAACUCCUGCCACAACUACAACACCCCCGUGUGGGCCGAGCCGCAGGCCCCCGUCACCGUGCCCGCGGGGAACAAGCCCGACCCGGACUUUGAGACACUCCAGCAGCACAACAGCAGUACGGCCUAUGUGAUCGGAGGCGUGAUCUCCUUCACGCUGGUGGUGGCGGUGGGCGUCAGGAUCGCCUUCAGCAAGGUGGCGCGUCGACCGCGAAACAGGGACAUCAACAUGCCAAGAUCACUGGUGGAUAUCUUGCGUCACCAGUCGAGCCCGGUGCAGCAGGGAGAGAGGAACAGCACCACAGUGUUGACGACCACCACCUCAGACGGACGCACCUCCAAAACCCUGUACACCCCCAUCCUGCAGAGCAAAGACAACCGCACUGGGAACUUGCCCCACCAUUUUAACCAGCAGGGGUCUGCCUCCAGCCCCAAACACUCUGCUACCAUCGAACGUGGAGCCCGUAUGAAUAACACCUCCCAGCUUUCCUCCGGGCCUACCCUGCUCUCCAGUAGCAGUAAAGGUCCUGGCGGUGGCGGCAUUGGUGGCAGCAGUAUCAUCGGAGGGGGCAUGAGACAUAACAGCAGCCACCCGUCCUUCUCCCACUCCUUCCACAACCUCGCCCAGCUGCCGCCGUCCUACGAGGCGGCCAUGAAACCUGAGAUCAGCCGCUACAGUUCCCUGAAGAGGCUGGAGAAAGAACUGGACGAGUAUCCCAGCUACUACAACUCCAAACGCCGCUCCAACAACGCUCCGCCCUCCUUCCACUCCUCGCAGCACUACCUGCCCUUCGGAGGCGAGUACACGCUGGGCUCCAGAGGCACGCUGCCCCUCCACGGCUCCCGGCCCCGCCUCCACAUCCCCUCCACCCCGAACCCGUACCCGCUGCCCGCCCAGACGCAGUACCCCAACUCCUCCUUCGACAGGCCGCCGCGUCGUGUCCGCUCCCAGGACCAGCUGCUCGGGGAGGGAAACACGCUGUCCCGCCUGUCCAAGAACCAGCAACACCAGUACUACAAAGCCAUGAUGAGCACCAGCAGGGGCUCCAACUCACAGACGCUGCGCAGGUCCCAUGAGAGGCUCCUGGUCUCACCGGACCGUCUGGAGGACCGGCUGCUGAUGGGCCUGCUGAUCGCAGGAGGAGGCGACAGGGGCGGAGGAAGCGGCAUGGUGCCCACCAUGGGCCGCCUCAGCCACCACCAGAAGGCGCAGUCGCAGCAGAACAUCUGUGUCACGCCGUCCAUGGACCGCCACCACAUGAUCAAGAUGAACUCCCACCCGACGCCAGGCCACGACCACGACCGCGACCGCGACCGCAGCUCCAUGGGCAUGCACGGCGGCUGGGACCACGGCGGAGGCGGCGGGGGCCACCCCAACGCCCGGCGGAUGGCUUUCGCCAGCAAGAGGCAGAACACCAUCGAACAGCUGCACUUCAUCCCCGGAGGAGGAGGCGUGCAGGGACUGCGGACUGGGAGUAAGAACGAGGUGACAGUGUGAGCGCACGAGGGAGGCAAAGAGAGGAAGAGCAGAGAGGUGAGGAGGCUCUUAGUGGGCAGAGGGAGUGAAGAGAUGAGGAAAGGAAAGAGGUUUGAUUUCAGCUGACCCCCCCUCCCCCUUCACAAAGCAGAGAGUGGCGGAUGACAUCAUCCAUCUCAUCGUGAGAGUCGAUUUUCUCCUCGUCACUCUGUGUCGAAAAAAAGAAUAUUCAGCCAUUCUUUGAAAAAAAGGGAAGACAGAAAUGUCCACU